Molecule: messenger RNA, 2138 nt
Organism: Dioscorea cayenensis subsp. rotundata (Guinea yam)
Lineage: Eukaryota; Viridiplantae; Streptophyta; Magnoliopsida; Dioscoreales; Dioscoreaceae
Product: guanine nucleotide-binding protein-like NSN1
Cellular component (GO): nucleolus
Molecular function (GO): GTP binding
Source: RefSeq, a predicted model, not a curated record
GCAAAGGAUUGACACCUAAAUUAACCCUAAUCCCUUUAUCUCUAUCGCCACUCUUCCUCUCCAUCACCUCUCCUGCCCGCGUUGGAGGUUUCACUCGAAGACCGAUUGGGUAAACGAGGUUUAGCCCUUGAAGAUCAAAUAAUGGUGAAGAAGAGCAAGAAGAGUAAGAGUAAGAGGGUGUCACUGAAAAAGAAGUAUAAGGUAAUAAGGAAGGUAAAGGAACACCACAGGAAGAAGGCAAAGGAAGCAAAGAAACUUGGGUUGAACCGGAAGCGCAAGGUUGAGAAGGAUCCUGGCAUCCCAAAUGACUGGCCUUUCAAGGAACAGGAGCUCAAGGCACUCGAGGCUCGAAGAGCUCGUGCUUUAGAAGAGUUGGAACAGAAGAAAGCUGCUAGGAAAGAAAGGGCUCAGAAGAGAAAAUUGGGGUUACUUGACAAUGAUGAUCUUGGAAACUUGGCUGCCAGUGCUUCUGCCAAGGAUGAUGAGUUCUCAAAUAGAAGUGCUGUUGAGGAAACCUUGGCUGCACAUAAAAGUCAUGACCAUUCUGAAAGAGCUUUCUACAAGGAGUUGGUCAAAGUUGUUGAAGCAUCAGAUGUAAUUUUGGAGGUUCUUGAUGCAAGAGAUCCCUUUGGUACACGGUGUGUUGAUAUGGAAAAGAUGAUCUUAAAGUCUGAUCCAAAUAAGCGGCUUAUUCUGCUUUUGAAUAAGAUAGAUCUUGUUCCUCGGGAGGCAUUAGAAAAAUGGCUCAACUAUUUCCGAGAAGAGUUACCAACAGUUGCUUUUAAGUGUAGCACUCAAGAGCAGAGAUCACAUUUAGGGUGGAAAUCUACCUCCAAAGCAUCCAAAAAGAGUGAUAUGCUUCAAACAAGUGAUUGUCUUGGAGCUGAAACUCUGAUAAAAUUGUUGAAGAAUUAUUCUCGAAGCCAUGAGCUCAAAGUAUCAAUUACUGUGGGCAUAGUUGGGCUGCCAAAUGUUGGUAAGAGUAGUCUGAUUAACAGCUUGAAAAGGUCUCAUGUGGUCAAUGUUGGGGCUACUCCUGGGUUGACUCGAUCAAUGCAAGAAGUUCAUUUAGAUAAGAAUGUGAAGCUAUUGGACUGCCCUGGAGUUGUAAUGCUCAAGUCUAGUGAUGAUGAUGCAUCAAUUGCUCUUCGAAAUUGUAAGAGAAUCGAGAAGUUAGAAGACCUUGUUGGCCCAGUUAAGAAGAUAUUAGACCUUUGUCCUGCUGAAAGGUUGAUGUCAUUUUACAAGUUGCCGAGCUUUAGCUCUGUUGAUGACUUCCUUUAUAAGGUUGCUACUUUGAGGGGAAAACUAAAAAAAGGUGGUAUUGUGGAUGUUGAAGCUGCUGCAAGGAUUGUUCUUCAUGACUGGAAUGAGGGAAAAAUUCCAUAUUACACAUUGCCUCCGGUACGAAAUCAAGUAGAUAAUGCUGAGGCAGUAGUUGUUUCUGAGUUUGGGAAAGAAUUUAAUGUUGAUGAUGUUUACAAGACUGAAUCUUCAUUCAUUGGAACCCUUCCAUCUGUUGAACACUUUAAUCAUGUUGAAGUUCCUCCAUCAUCACCACCAAAUUUUGAUGAACAGAUGAAGGAUGAGGGUGCUGUGGAGCAAAAUGAAGUGAUUCAGAAUGAUGAGUCCAUGGCAAGCGAUUCUAAAAGAUCUUGAGGAACAAAACAAAAUACCUCUAACCGACAAAACGACAAACUAUACACUGCAGAAGGUAUUCUCGAUCCAUGCAAGCGAAGAGCAGAGAAGAAAAGGCGAAAAGCACAAAAGUUGAAUUCCACUAAUGAUAUGGACACAGACUAUGAUUUUAAGGUAGACUAUCGAAAACAAAUCGAUGAAGCUGAUAAUGAAGAUAGUGAUGAAGAAUAUGAAGGCAACAAUGCCGCCCCAAUGGCCGGAAUGGAGCUUGAGUAGAGAAACAAAUACGUAAAAUGCACUAUAAAAACAUAAUUGAACACAUUUAUUUAAUUUGUCAAAGUUCUACUUCCAUGGUUUUGGUUUUUUCUUGGAAGAGCACUUGUUUUCAGUAGUGUUUGUUUAAAAUCUUAAGACAAGAAUGAUCUUGCAUUGUAGCAGCAACCUUGAGAUUGAAAUGAAAAUUCAUAAGCUUUCAGUUAUGAGCAUUGAGUUUUGUCAUU